UCUGAGAGAGAGAGGGGGGGCACUUGGCAUUCUCUUCUGAGGACGACUCGGAUUGCCCAAAACUUGGCGUCUCCAAGCUUUCCCAAUCCGAACACUCAAAAACACCAAUGCAACUUUUCUUUUCCUUCUCACGUUCUGUUCACCAGCGCUAAGACUUUCAUCUCUAUGCCUCUCUUGUUUUCAUCUUCACCAUCCUCGAACGUCUUCAUCCUCUUCUUCGCCUAGAUUAACAUAAUCGAAUCCAAGUUCGUGACUUUCCGUCUGGGUUUUCGAUUUUAGUUUCUGGGUCUUCUUCGUUUUCUUCUUCUUCUCGCAUGGCCGCUUCGUCUAUGACAUCUCCGCUCUGCACGUGGCUGGUCGCUGCUUGCAUGUCGGUCACAUGCGGCGCAGACCACUCCACGUGCCCUUCCAUGUUCAGUUCCAGCAAGAGACACAGCAAAUGGACUCGCAGCAGGACGAGGGUCUUGUCCAAAUGCAGCUCUGAAUUCCAGAGGGGCCUGAUUUCCUCCCUGUGUGGAUCGAGCAUUCAAGGCCUCAUGAGCUCCUGCCUCGCUUUUGAGCCAUGCCACGAGUACUAUAGCUCCAAGGGCCUUUCUUCUACGGGUUUUUCCUCUCUGUUCGGAUCCAAUAACGUUCCUCUGAAUCGUAGACAGAGGCGUUUGAAUCGACCACCCCGUUUCGGGGAAGCCAUGGCUGUAGCUGUGGAACCUGCCCGGGAAGUCGCUAUAAAAAAGAGACCUCUCACAAAGCAAAGGCGAGUAGUUGUGACAGGGAUGGGUGUGGUGACCCCACUUGGUCAUGAUCCAGAUGUUUUCUACAAUAAUUUGCUUGAGGGUGUCAGCGGCAUAAGUGAAAUUGAGGCUUUUGAUUGUUCCCAAUUUCCAACGAGAAUUGCUGGAGAGAUCAAGUCUUUUUCUACUGAUGGAUGGGUUGCACCAAAACUUUCCAAGAGGAUGGACAAAUUCAUGCUUUACAUGCUUACUGCGGGCAAAAAAGCAUUGGCAGAUGGUGGAAUUACAGAAGAUGUAAUGAAUAAUUUAGACAAAAGAAAAUGUGGAGUUUUGAUUGGCUCGGGAAUGGGUGGCAUGAAGGUUUUUAACGAUGCAAUUGAAGCUUUAAGGGUUUCAUACAAGAAGAUGAACCCUUUCUGCGUACCUUUUGCGACUACAAAUAUGGGUUCUGCCAUGCUUGCAAUGGAUCUGGGAUGGAUGGGCCCAAACUAUUCUAUCUCUACUGCUUGUGCCACAAGCAAUUUUUGUAUAUUGAAUGCAGCAAACCAUAUCACUAGAGGUGAAGCUGAUGUGAUGCUUUGUGGUGGCUCAGAUGCGACAGUUAUACCUAUUGGCUUGGGAGGUUUUGUAGCAUGCAGAGCACUUUCCCAGAGGAAUAGUGAUCCUGCAAAAGCUUCACGCCCUUGGGAUAUUAAUCGCGAUGGGUUUGUUAUGGGAGAAGGAUCCGGGGUUUUGCUCUUAGAAGAAUUAGAGCAUGCUAAGGGAAGAGGUGCAAAUAUCUAUGCAGAAUUCCUGGGUGGAAGCUUCACUUGUGAUGCUUAUCACAUGACCGAGCCACGACCUGAUGGGGUUGGUAUUAUCCUCUGCAUAGAAAGGGCGUUAGCUCAGUCUGGGGUGUCUAGGGAAGAUGUGAAUUACAUAAAUGCACAUGCUACCUCCACACAAGCUGGAGACUUGAAAGAAUACCAUGCUCUUAUUCAUUGUUUUGGCCAGAAUACUGAGUUGAAAGUGAAUUCUACAAAAUCUAUGACUGGUCACCUAUUAGGAGCAGCUGGUGCUGUGGAAGCUGUUGCAGCAGUACAGGCAAUUCGGACGGGGUGGGUACAUCCAAAUGUCAACCUGGAAAAUCCAGAUGAAGGCGUGAACACAAGUGUGCUGGUGGGCCCAAAAAAAGAGAGACUGGACGUCAAGGCGGCGUUGUCUAAUUCAUUUGGGUUUGGUGGUCACAACUCAUCGAUCAUUUUUGCACCUUACAAGUGAAAUUGAUCUGGUGGGCUACUCCAACCUUGCAGUAUAAUGCUAAAGGCUGGUUGGACAGCGGGCCACAAGAGAUGAAUACCCCUAUGGUUGGAGAUAGAGAACAUCCGGUUGGCGCAAGGUGUUAUCAUGCAAUGGUCUUACUUUCGUCUUGUUAGAAGCUUUUCUUUUAUCAUAAACAUACCCAAAGUAGGGUUUGAUCACGCCAUUGAAUGAACAUUCCAUUGCAAUACUAGUAUUUUAUUAAGUGUACUCUAUAUGCCGGUUUGGGAAUAAAAUUAUUUAAAAAAAUAAAA
This is a messenger RNA of Carya illinoinensis, 2284 nucleotides long. Its product is annotated as 3-oxoacyl-[acyl-carrier-protein] synthase II, chloroplastic-like. Gene Ontology annotation, cellular component: chloroplast stroma. The record is from RefSeq and is a predicted model, not a curated record. Lineage: Eukaryota; Viridiplantae; Streptophyta; Magnoliopsida; Fagales; Juglandaceae. Gene Ontology annotation, biological process: fatty acid biosynthetic process. Bases 315 to 1991 code for a protein of 558 amino acids. Gene Ontology annotation, molecular function: 3-oxoacyl-[acyl-carrier-protein] synthase activity. The transcript has 14 exons.